UUUCCUGGUUAAUCUCCAACAACGCCACUAUCCCCAGAUCCAGGCGACCAGAACUGGCUGGGUGAUGGGUGAACGCCCGGAGGGGGUAGUUCCGACCCGGGGAAUUUUGAUCUCUUGGCUGGAGACGCCGGAACUACAGCAGCUGUUGCCCCCAAAAUAGCGCCCCUGCCUUUGCUACGGGGAUCUCCGGAGCUCCCGGAACACAGACGUCCUGGCUCGCCCUUCAAUCCCCUCUGCGAUGCUCACGGUCCUCCAGAUACCCCCCACACCAAGGCUCGGGCGGGGAGCUCCGGCCUCUUCUUGGUCUCUACUGCUCCCGGUUGGCAGCGGAGGGCACUGCAAUAUGGGGAUGCAAUAGGGGCUUGAGUUCUGGUGAGCCCCACAAGGGGCGAGUGAGACAGUUGGCUGGAGUUAGUCGAGAGGGGUGCGGUUGAUGUAAAGCAAACGGGUACCAACCGGCCGUACCAGAAAGAAGAGAGGCGGAGCAGGGUGGGGCAAGGUGUGGACUGGACAAGAUUCCAAGAUGCCUUCAGAACCUGGGACUCCCGAUACCUUGAAUGCCCAACCCACUCCCCAGAAGGCUUUGACUAACCCUGGAGAGGCUUGGGCUGUGCUUUCUUAUAACUUGCAAGCUCCCGAAGGGGCCGCACCCGUCUGUCCAUGAGGGCCCCGCACCUGUCCUGGGGCCUAUACAAAGCCUUUCCAACCCUGUGCUGUAUACUAGGGGUCUUAGCUCAAGCUGCAGGGGAAAGAGCAGACACCAGCCUGUCCUGGCAGUCAUGAGGCCUCCCUGGUAUCCCCUGCAUACACCUUCCCUGGCUUUUCCACUCCUCUUCCUCCUCCUCUCCCUCCUGGGAGGAGGGGCAAGGGCUGAGGGCCGGGAAGAUCCGCAGCUGCUGGUGAGGGUUCGAGGGGGCCAGCUGAGGGGCAUCCGCCUGAAGGCCCCUGGAGGCCCAGUCUCAGCUUUUCUGGGCAUCCCCUUUGCAGAGCCACCUGUGGGCUCACGUAGAUUUAUGCCACCAGAGCCCAAGCGGCCCUGGUCAGGAGUGUUGGAUGCUACCACCUUCCAAAAUGUCUGCUACCAGUACGUGGACACCCUGUACCCUGGGUUUGAGGGUACUGAGAUGUGGAACCCCAACCGAGAGCUGAGUGAAGACUGCCUGUAUCUUAAUGUGUGGACACCAUACCCCAGGCCUGCUUCUCCCACACCUGUCCUCAUCUGGAUCUAUGGGGGUGGUUUCUACAGCGGAGCGGCCUCCUUGGAUGUGUAUGACGGCCGUUUCCUGGCCCAGGUUGAGGGAGCUGUGUUGGUAUCUAUGAACUACCGAGUGGGAACCUUUGGCUUCUUGGCCCUUCCAGGAAGCAGAGAAGCCCCUGGCAAUGUAGGUCUGCUGGAUCAACGGCUUGCCUUGCAAUGGGUGCAAGAAAAUAUUGCAGCCUUUGGGGGCGACCCGAUGUCAGUGACUCUGUUUGGGGAGAGUGCAGGUGCAGCCUCCGUGGGCAUGCACAUACUGUCCCUGCCCAGCAGGAGCCUCUUCCACAGGGCUGUCCUCCAGAGUGGCACACCCAAUGGGCCCUGGGCCACUGUGAGUGCCGGAGAAGCAAGGCGCAGGGCCACGCUGCUGGCCCGCCUUGUGGGCUGUCCCCCAGGUGGCGCUGGUGGCAAUGACACCGAGCUGAUAGCCUGCUUGAGGACAAGGCCCGCUCAGGACCUGGUGGACCACGAGUGGCACGUCCUGCCUCAAGAAAGUAUCUUCCGGUUUUCCUUCGUGCCUGUGGUAGACGGGGACUUCCUCAGUGACACACCGGAGGCUCUCAUCAAUACUGGAGAUUUUCAAGACUUGCAGGUGCUGGUGGGUGUGGUGAAGGACGAGGGCUCCUACUUUCUGGUUUACGGGGUCCCAGGCUUCAGCAAAGACAAUGAAUCUCUCAUCAGCCGGGCCCAGUUCCUGGCUGGGGUGCGGAUCGGUGUACCCCAAGCAAGUGACCUGGCGGCCGAGGCUGUGGUCCUGCAUUACACAGACUGGCUGCACCCUGAGGACCCUACCCACCUGAGAGAUGCCAUGAGUGCAGUGGUAGGCGACCACAACGUUGUGUGCCCUGUGGCCCAGCUGGCUGGGCGACUGGCUGCCCAAGGGGCCCGGGUCUAUGCCUACUACUUUGAACACCGUGCCUCCACACUGACUUGGCCCCUCUGGAUGGGGGUGCCCCAUGGCUAUGAAAUUGAGUUCAUCUUUGGGCUCCCCCUGGAUCCCUCGCUGAACUACACCACGGAGGAGAGGAUCUUUGCUCAGCGACUUAUGAAAUACUGGACCAAUUUUGCCCGCACAGGGGACCCCAAUGACCCUCGAGACUCCAAAUCUCCACAGUGGCCACCGUACACCACUGCCGCGCAGCAAUAUGUGAGCCUGAACCUGAAGCCCUUAGAGGUGCGGCGGGGACUGCGCGCCCAGACCUGCGCCUUCUGGAAUCGCUUUCUCCCCAAAUUGCUCAGCGCCACCGAUACUCUGGACGAGGCGGAGCGCCAGUGGAAGGCCGAGUUCCACCGCUGGAGCUCCUACAUGGUGCACUGGAAGAACCAGUUCGACCACUAUAGCAAGCAGGAGCGCUGCUCAGACCUGUGACCCCUUGGGGGACCCCAGGUCCUGCCGCCCUGCCCGAGCCCCUAGCUGUAUAUACACUAUUUAUUUAAGGGCUGGGAUAUAAUACGACCGAGCCCCCAGGCCCUGUCCACUCCUCCCCGACUUCCUCCCACUAGGGGCUCCCCCUCUUCUGCAUGUCUUGGGCUAAGCUCCCCUCCCCGCGGUGCCUUCGCCCCUCUGGGCCGCCAAUAAACUGUUACAGCCACCA
Messenger RNA from Mus caroli (Ryukyu mouse), 2850 nucleotides. The record is from RefSeq and is a predicted model, not a curated record. NCBI's taxonomy places the organism in Eukaryota, Metazoa, Chordata, Mammalia, Rodentia, Muridae.